AUGACUGUAAAUGAGGUUAAUUUGAAGACUUUGCUUUCAGAAAGAAAAAGAUUGUUCGAAGAGCAUGAGAAGUUGGUGACUGCGACAAACUCAAAUAUGGAAGCCUCUUUGAAUGAGGUCAAGGAGUUUAAAAGUUUUCUUCUAACUGAUAAUACAAUUCACAAUUCAAAGUUCAUUGACACGGUUAAUAAUUUGGCUUCGCAUUAUGAUAUUGAAGCCAAAAUGGAAGAUAUCAUUGCGAGCAAAGUUGCAAAGUUCACUUUGCUCAAGGAUGAGUUAAUGAUUGUGAAGACUAAACUAAUCAAGAAGGAUAAUGAAUUACUAAUUGUUAAGGGAAAAACUUUUGAAAUCAAUAAAAGUCUUGUAAAGAUUGUUGAGGAAAAGGAUGCUCCAUAUGUUGACUAUAUUUCACAAAUUUUGGAUGCGACCUUCAAUUCUUAUUUUCAAAGUUAUCACUUAUUGAUGGUGUUCUAA
Molecule: messenger RNA, 474 nt
Organism: Lactuca saligna
Lineage: Eukaryota; Viridiplantae; Streptophyta; Magnoliopsida; Asterales; Asteraceae
Source: the annotation of a GenBank genome assembly